Notechis scutatus (mainland tiger snake) is the source of this 1257-nucleotide messenger RNA. The record is from RefSeq and is a predicted model, not a curated record. NCBI's taxonomy places the organism in Eukaryota, Metazoa, Chordata, Lepidosauria, Squamata, Elapidae.
AUGUCUCAGAACAACACUAGCAAAGAAGCUCCUGCUGCUGCCACCCUGGGUGAGUGCCCUGUGUGUUACGAAACAUUUCAGCCUCCAAAAGUGUCCCGCCGGAUGCUGAGCUGCGGCCACACAUUUUGCCAUGACUGCUUGGUCAAGUGUCUACUGUCCCAAGAAGAAGGCCACCUGCAAAACACCCUUACGUGUCCCAUCUGUCGCUUUGUGACCUUUCUCUGCAAUAAAAAGGACUGCUGGCCUUCCAAGACAGCCCUGAGUCCAUCCUCUUUGGAGUUGCCUCUCUCCCCUUCCUCGUUGCCAGUCCCCUGUAGAGUGCUACCCGGCUCUGCAAAUACUUUGGUGGUUCCUGGCCAUUUCCUCUUGCCACUGCACAAUUUUGACAGAUGCCAAAGUUUGCAGAGGUAUCCUACUGUGGACUCCGUUGUACGGCCCAGUGGCCUGGAACAUGAAUCUCAUAUCUUCAUUAUUACUCAGUGUGGAAUGCCGCUAAUUGAAGAGGACUAUAUUACCAUAGCUCAGGAUCACGCUGCUCCUGAAUCAGAGGAAUCACAAACAUGUCCUGGAAUGGGCUGCUUCCAGUCACCUAUUAUGAUGGCCGUUUUCCUUAUCUCUGCUGUUGCUCUGUUGGGAGCUGUACUUCCCUGGCUUUUGCUGGUGAAAAAUAAUGAAUGAACACGUUGGGUGAAUCCUUCCAUUUCCAAGGUGGGACUAUUCCAUGAUGAAGAUUGCUCAUCGCUACCUGUACAAGUAUGGAUGCCCAAAUGUUUUCAGGGUCCAGAUGGAUGGGAAGUCUAUGAAGGAACUGAAAAUUGCAGAAAAUGGUAUUAGUGUUAUUCUUCCCUUGUCAGGGUUAACAGUAUCCUUCCUUCAGAGAUGCAAGGAAGACCACCAAGAGAAAUGGUUGAUCCUUAUACUGAGUAACUUCCAUUACUAUUGCAUCCUCUUGUUUGAUUGUAUUGGUCUUCAACUCCAUGACAUCCAGGCAGCAGGUUAAUGGCUGUGCUAGUGAUUAUUGAUAUUGUAAUCUGAUCUAUUUGGACAGUGCUGAGGUGAGGGAGGAUAUAGGAAGGCAAUUAUUCAUGAUCUUAGUUAUAUGGUAAAUGCUUAUCUGCCCUUCCUCUGAGUUGCUCAAAGCUUUAUGAAAGUUCUCCAAUUCCCAAUGAGGUCAGAUCAGAUUGUAGAUAUAAAUAUUUCUCAAGUUUAUCUAAUAACAUUCCUUGCUGUUCCAGUAUCUUUCCUGUCAACAGUCUU